This is a messenger RNA of Boleophthalmus pectinirostris (great blue-spotted mudskipper), 2184 nucleotides long. Its product is annotated as tumor necrosis factor receptor superfamily member 14-like. The record is from RefSeq and is a predicted model, not a curated record. Gene Ontology annotation, biological process: positive regulation of cytokine production involved in immune response; negative regulation of alpha-beta T cell proliferation; positive regulation of peptidyl-tyrosine phosphorylation. Gene Ontology annotation, molecular function: protein binding. Gene Ontology annotation, cellular component: external side of plasma membrane. The transcript has 8 exons. Bases 402 to 1232 code for a protein of 276 amino acids. Lineage: Eukaryota; Metazoa; Chordata; Actinopteri; Gobiiformes; Gobiidae.
CUAUGUAACUGUGAAUAUUUUGUAUGUUAUUAUCGUUAAAGAAUUGUGCGGUUAUGGACGUAUCUACACCGGAAGUCGAACGUUUGUCUUUUGCGGUGAUUAAACGGCUCAGGGGGUAAAAUGGCGCAAUGAAAAAGUACGACGUAGACAAAGAUGACUCAAAACACUGAUGAUUCUUUCCAAACACAACUUCUGGACUGAGUUAACAACACAUCAUUUUGAAACAUAAGCUGUAGCAAGAAAACAAAGUAAAACACGAUUAAACCUGCAGUAGUUGCUGGUGGUUGUUUUUUGGACUACAGGACUGCAGCAGACGCGGUUUAGGAGUCGAAAUGUGCAGAUUCUGAAGUCCAGCGUCUCACAAAAGGAGUUUGCACCAUGAAUACGACUUUAUACACAACAUGGAAAUGCACCACAGAGUCACUGUUUGUCUGAUUAUUUUUGUGAUUGAGGUGACCACACGUCCCACCUGUCGCCAAAAUGAAUAUAUGAUCGGAGAGAAGUGUUGUCCCAUGUGUCCAGUCGGAUCUCGAGUGGAUAAACACUGUACAGAGUUUCGCAGCACGACGUGUCUCCUGUGUGACAAUGGGACGUACAUGGACGAGCCCACAGCGAGGACAGAGUGUUUCCACUGUAGAACCUGUGAUUCAGGUUCUGGUCUCAGAGUGAAGGUUCCAUGUUCCUCCUGGUCUGACACUGUGUGUGAACCUGAGGACAGGUUCUUCUGUGUGAAGUCGUCAGACGAGGGAAACUGUGAAGCGACUCAGAAACACUCGCUCUGUUCACCUGGAGAAUUUAUCCAACAACCAGGGAGUUCUUCUGCAGACACAGUUUGUUCUCCGUGUCCUCAGGGCUCCUUCUCAGGUGGGACUCUGUCGUCCUGUCAGCCACACACACGGUGUGAGAAGGACAAAGUCACAGUGAAAGAAGGAACCUCACAGUCGGACGCUAAAUUUGCAGAAAUAAGCUCAGUUAGAUUAGGCGCUGUGAUCAGUGUCUCUCUGUUUGUACUCUGUUUGAUACUCUCAUUGGCUUUACUUCUUUACAAGAAAAUAAGACAAGGGCAAGAACAAGGACAAGUACAAGAUUUAAAUUUGAUUAGGUUUGAGCCCCUACAGGAAGUACAAACUAACGGUCUCACAAAUGGUUUCUCAGUCGCCUCUGUUAACAGCAGUAUCCUAGCAACCCCUGCUGAAGUCAUGGAACAUGUGGAACAUACAUUUUCAUUGUAGUGAUAAGUGUUCCUGUCCCCCAAACACACUCCUGACAUCAAGCUGUGUCCAAGCCCCCACGCCGAAGGCCUGGGCCAUAUUUAUAACUGCAAAAUGAAUGGAAGUCAGUGAGUCAAAGUCACUGGUCUAGUCUGCACUGGUGUUCUGUAGUUCCAUCAGUACGUGUCAUUCUAGUGUUUCUCUUUUUGAACUUUAAACAUAGUGAGUGUGUUUACAUGUGCUUGAGUAUGCGGAAUAUGAUCGGGCUUGUUCAGUCUCCUGGUUUUGUGAGUAUCUAUGUUCAACACAGUCUCCUGAUAAACCAGUGUCUCUGUGAUGAGAAACCAGGUUUUUGUGAGAGGAUCAGGACACUGUGUCUGAUUUAUCAACACUGGAGCUGCACUGAGCAUCUGCCAACUCAAGUAACAGAAAUGACAGGAGCAGCAACUUUCCCAAAAUGACUCAAACUUCUCCCAGAACUUUUAAAGUAAUAAUAUUUUAUACUUCUGAAGAAAAUAAGGCUAUUUCUUGUUUAAUAGAACCACAUUUUAACUUCAGGCUCAGCUCUGUGUCUGUGCUGCUAAACUGACGCUGUGAGACUCAGUGUUGUGUUAAAAACUCCUUUUACACAGCUCCACAGUCUUAUGCUCUUACUUGAAUGUUUGUUUUCUUUUUCUUUUUAGAAACCUGUUAAAUAGCCUUAAGUUUGCUCCUUGUCAUAUCUGUGCCAUAGUUACCAUAGCAACCACUCUUAAGUAUCCAGGAUACUCUGAUUCCUCAUGUGCACAGGGACAUGAGUGUCCUGGUUUCUCUGAGCACGUCCAGAAUACUGUCAUAACCAGGAUCCUCGUGCACAUGUAAACACACUCACUGUUUGUUCUGUGUGUGUGUGUGUGUGUGUGUAUGUGUGUGUGUGUGUAUGUGUGUGUGUGUGUGUGUGUGUGUGUGUGUGUGUGUGUGUGUGUGUGUGUGU